UGCUGAGACACGAAGGUUCGCAACUUUCCAAGGCACUCUACAGCCUCAGCUAGAGUUACAGUAUUUGAAUCUGCAUCUGCCAUUGCAUCUUCCUCGUCGCACUCUUCUUCAGGACAAACACUGGAAACAAUUUCCAGAUCUAAUGGUUCAGCACAGCAAAAACCAGCCGUGUGUAUGACGAAUCAUGGCGAAAGCUCUCAAAAUCUCCCUUACACUGGUCGUGCUGGGUUCACCUCCACCGUGCUCUUCAACAGAAUCUGCCGGGCCUAAGUGGCUGAGCGUCGAGGUGAAGAACAACGAGAAGCUAAAAACAUUGGCCCAGGACGCCCUCAGACAUAUGAAGAGCGAUGUCGACCGUCAUUACGUGGUCGUCGAGAUGCUGAGUGCCGAGACGAUGAAAAUAGACGAAGCGAGUGCAGCCAAAUACAAUGUGACAUACAAAGCCUCUCCAACAAGCUGCCUCAGCUCUGCAGUUUUCGAUGAAGCAACUUGCAAACCGCUUGCAGAAAAGCCUGAGAAACAGUGCAGCACAACAUUCUUCGAGGUUCCUGCGGAAGAAUUUUAUCAGAUACAGAAAAUGGAGUGCUUUGAGAUAUACUACGAAAAAUGAAACUAGUCCAGAGCCAUUCAAAAAUGUCUGGGCGUCAAUGAAGAGUUCUACACAAUGCAUGUAAUAUUAGCCAUGAUGUACCUGUACAGUGCACUUGCGGCACACCUUUGUUUUAUUGUAGGCCUUCUUCUUGCUGCUAUUUUCGUUAAUAACUCUGCAAAUGUAUGCAAAAUAAUAGGGCGGCCUGAAAUUAUAGCAGAACUUAUCUUACAUUCAACGGUGUUUUGAAGUAUGUAGCAGAUUAUUCGUAGAGCAUCGCUAAAACAUUUUCAUGUGCCUGUGCAGCAGGUGCUAUGGACAUCUUCAGCAGACAGCCUAAAACGGUGAUGAGGUGAAAUGAGGUUGCGUAGAAACGUACAGGAUAAAUUUAGCAGAAGUAAAAGGUGAGUUAUUGUAAUACUAAGACUGAACCAACGACGCAAGGAUGCUUUCAUCGCUAUUCGUCCCUUCAACGCAGUGGACACUAGAUAACGAGUCGCAGUCGUAGUCGCAUUGAUAAGUUAAUUGCUAAAGAUUUGCUAAGUUUUCAAGCGCUGAUUGCGAGGCCCAUGUUCCAGUGGCAGUAUCGUGGAUGAACGGGGCAGGAUACUAGAAUAAAUAUGGAUGGAUGGAUGGAUGGAUGGAUGGAUGGAUGUUAUGAGCGUCCCCUUUGGAACGGGGCGGUGGGUUGCGCCACCAAGCUCUAUUAUACUGCCUAAUGUCCUACCUAGGUUAAACAAUAGCGCAAUAAGCAAAUAACCCAAUUUUAAAAGCGCCAUCUGUUGGUGAGAUUAUUUGUCGGCACAAGUUCACCUUUUCCCCCCUCAGAUUUAGAAACCGGGCACAAGGAGAGAGGCAGCUAUAGAAGCACUUUCGAACGUUAUUCGACAAAGCGUGACGAAAAACAGCUCCUACUAAUAGCCUGCCGAUCGAGGCAGCCAAUACGUCGUCGCGCACUGCUACCAUAAGCGGAGGUCGACCACCGACAGAAACUUCGCAACAAGUCUGAUGAGGUGGUGAAGUCGGGGAAUUAAAGAAAUCUAACGAGGCGGAAAGCAGCGCAUCGAGAGGACUUCCCGUGCUGUUCGUGCCUAAGGUUCCGAAAGUGAAAAAGAAGUGAAUUUUCGUUGACGAAUGCAUUAACGGCAAAUGAAGGAAUUAAAAGUGCGUGCGUACAUUUUUUCUGCCUACUGCAGUACUGCAUUUGCAGCAUGGGCCUUAAGUUAAUUAGCGAAUGGGCGUUGACGACUGCUCGCCCAUCGGGUGUCCGCCGCGCUAUAGCAAUAAAUAUCGAACGACGCAUCCUCGAAUUUGUUAAUCCCUUUCUUUAUUAAACACUUUCAAAUUAAGAAGACUCA
Messenger RNA from Dermacentor albipictus, 1947 nucleotides. The record is from RefSeq and is a predicted model, not a curated record. NCBI's taxonomy places the organism in Eukaryota, Metazoa, Arthropoda, Arachnida, Ixodida, Ixodidae.